Molecule: messenger RNA, 1702 nt
Organism: Aphanomyces astaci
Lineage: Eukaryota; Oomycota; Saprolegniomycetes; Saprolegniales; Verrucalvaceae
Exons: 2
Coding region: 21-1037 (338 amino acids)
Biological process (GO): protein ubiquitination
Cellular component (GO): cytoplasm
Molecular function (GO): ubiquitin protein ligase activity
Source: RefSeq, a predicted model, not a curated record
AGAAAACCGACAUCAUCGUCAUGGGGAAUGCAGGAAGCAUCGUCGCUGGAGGCAAUGGCGCCGUGGCGAGGAGAUCAACGGCAGGCGGAUAUCAACCGCCGCUUCUUUAUGGAGAUCCGAGCACGUCGGCGUCGGCGAACGUUGCACCAACGCAAUACACCCAUGCGCAAAUGCAGGCAUUGUACAUGAACCGCGGCCGCGCCGACAUGGGGUUCAUUCAAAACCAGAUCCACAAUGUGUUCCAAGCUGCCCCGGAGAUGCAAGAAACCACAACGGUGCGCAAUGACGUGAACUUGAAGAAGCAAUCGCUCAAGCUGGUCGCUCUGGACCCCGCCACCGCCCGGUUGGAGUUUCUCUUUGAUGCGGGGAAGCCGUGCACGGUGUCGUUGUACUUCAACGCCAUUGAAACCAUCGACGAAGCUGGGAACUCUACAUUCACGAGCCAAAAGUAUCUUGAGCAGGCCAACAACGCCGGAGCGUAUCCCGCGGCCUUGGGUCAAUCGUAUGUGUCGGCUCCGUUGACCUUGUCCGACUGGACUCCCGCCGAGCUCGUGCACGACGGAAAAAGCAGCGCCUUUCCUCUCGUCGUGGAGAUCACAGUGAUCCGCGACGCUUCUGCCGCAACGAAGACUCAGAAACAAGCGACGUUUGUCACGUUCUCGACGGAUGGACGCAAGGUGCAAGUGAUCAAGCAAAAGGUCGAAGUCCAAGGGCAAACAUACGAGCUGCAGGAGAUCUACGGCAUGGAAGGCGCGGCGUGCUGUGCGGCGACCGCCGCGAAGGAAGGAACAGCCGCGCUCCCUGCGCCGUCAGCAGCGACGGACGCCGCCGGGGUCACGGAAGGGUCCGAGUGCAUCAUUUGCAUGUGCGAGCCUCGCAACACGACCAUCUUACCAUGCCGGCACAUGUGCAUUUGCCUCGACUGUUCAGAGCAGUUGAAACGCCCUGGAAGCACCUGCCCCAUCUGUCGCGGCAAGGUCGAGAGUAUGCUGCAGAUCCGCGUUCAUCAUGCCAGUCACCCACACGUGACCGAGUGACGUAAAGUGUGUACUGUAUUGUACUAAGUGUCUAUCUAUUGUGUCCGACGUAGUAGCGGUUAUGUCUGGUACACCGUUCGUUCCUAUUCGAAACCAUGUCAGUAGACCAAGGAUCAAAUGACGUACGAGUUUAUCAGGCCCUGGCGGCGACUGCUUUUUCGCCACGGCGCUGCCCUCCGACGAGUAAUAGUACCGAGAUGGCGGCACGGCGUAGAAAGAUGACGAGGAGGAUGGUAGCUUGGGGGGCGAUACGUGGGGGUACUCGUUGAAACUAAAGUGGCGACUUCGCAGCGUUCUGUUGGCCGACGGAAGGGGCGGCGGCGCGUCCUUGAACGACGUCAUCUCAAAGUUGGAUCUGGCGGCGGCGUUGUUGCUGGUGGACUGGUGGGGGGGGAAGGAGGGCUUGAUGGGGGAAUUGUUAGAGCAUUGUUUGGAGGCGGUGGGACUGUGCGGUUGGGUCGGACUGUCGCACGGACUCGAAUUGUUGGGCGAGAGCGUCGAUAGUGAGCGGGAGAGCAUCUCAACCCUAAUGUACAGUACGCCUCUCGUGAGCAGCCAACAAAAACGGGGGAAAUCGUACGUUCUAUAUUUUCAAAUUCGAUUCGAAAUUCAAGGGAGGUGCUCAAUCGAAUGAGAGCUUAAUAGCCAAAUCACAACACGAAUCA